AAUAUCAUCAUACUUCACUUUAUCUUAUCUACAAUUACAUAUGCUUACAAACGGAGGAAUUUGUGUAUUUGUGUGUGAUUUUAAAUUAAUUAUUGGACAAAAGUGUCACUUUGCUAAUACCUUGGGGACUAACGGCAAAAUUUUAUACUAAAAUUCUCCUGGUUCAAAUUAUCCGACUGAAUUCAUCCUAGAAAUGUACAUAGACACACCAAUGCUCCAGAAUCAAAUCACUGGAAAAAUACAAUUCCAUUUCAACCGGUGGAAACCACGUGGCAUCACCUACCAAACCUCCCGCCGGUAGGUGGUUGUUGACAUGAGAAAUUCGAAGUUAAUUAGACUAGUGGAGUACUAUGUUUUACGGUUCCUCUUAGUUGUUUACUUGCUCGUUGCUGCAUCCUACGUUUGUAGGAGUAGAGAGAGAGAGAUGGUGCAGGCGAAGGUGGAGGAGACGUACUACAUAUCACACGGGGCACCCACGCUUUCCAUCGACGAUUCCUUGCCGGCCAGGGGUUUCUUGAAAUCCUUCAGGGACACCGUCUACGGCGGCGCGCAGAGACCACCGCCCACCUCAAUCCUCGUCAUCUCCGGCCACUGGGAGACCGAUUACCCCACCGUCAACGCCGUCUCCGGCACCUGCGACACCAUCUAUGAUUUCUACGGCUUCCCCCAAGAGAUGUAUAAGAUAAAGUAUCCGACACCGGGAGCCCCACAACUAGCGACAAGGGUGAAAGAAUUACUAACGGCAUCUGGGUUCCAACGGGUGAGUGUGGAUAAGAAGCGUGGGCUAGACCAUGGAGCUUGGGUGCCACUCAUGCUCAUGUUCCCAGAGGCUGAUAUCCCGGUGUGCCAGCUAUCCGUCCAGACUAAUAGGGAUGGAACUUAUCAUCAUAAUAUGGGGAAGGCAUUGGCCCCUCUCAAGGAGGAAGGUGUCCUCAUUAUUGGUUCUGGUUCUGCCACUCACAACUUGAGGGCCCCACGCCUGUCAGACGGCUCUGUUGCUUCUUGGGCUUUAGAGUUCGAUACUUGGCUCAAAGACGCCCUUCUCGAUGGAAGGUAUGAAGAUAUCAAUCACUACGAAGAGAGAGCACCACAUGCAAAAGCGGCACACCCUUGGCCAGACCACUUCUAUCCAUUGCAUGUAGCCAUUGGCGCUGCGGGUGAAAAAGCAAAAGCUGAACUGAUCCACCAUAGCUGGCAGAGUGGCACGCUUUCCUAUGCCUCCUAUAAGUUCACAGCAGCUGAAUGAAUGCACUGCGACAGAAAUGCAUAAGCAUAGAUUUGGCAAUUGUAAUUUCCUUUGGUUUGUGCCCUGUUCGAACCAUAAAUAAGAGCAUAUUUGCCUAUAUAAGCAAGGUUGUGUACUGAAUUUUCGUUUGAUGACCUGCUAGUGUGUGUGCUCAAUUGUGUAUUCACAUUAUGAAUGUGUAGAACAGAAAAAGAAAUUCCGAUGACCAUGGAAAUACAGUUUGAAACGAUUUUCGUCGGGUUA
Molecule: messenger RNA, 1489 nt
Organism: Rhododendron vialii
Lineage: Eukaryota; Viridiplantae; Streptophyta; Magnoliopsida; Ericales; Ericaceae
Product: extradiol ring-cleavage dioxygenase-like
Exons: 3
Coding region: 314-1246 (310 amino acids)
Molecular function (GO): ferrous iron binding; oxidoreductase activity, acting on single donors with incorporation of molecular oxygen; zinc ion binding
Source: RefSeq, a predicted model, not a curated record